This is a messenger RNA of Pichia kudriavzevii, 810 nucleotides long. RefSeq lists its product as uncharacterized. The record is from RefSeq and is a predicted model, not a curated record. Gene Ontology annotation, biological process: small GTPase-mediated signal transduction. Bases 1 to 810 code for a protein of 269 amino acids. Gene Ontology annotation, molecular function: GTP binding; GTPase activity. NCBI's taxonomy places the organism in Eukaryota, Fungi, Ascomycota, Pichiomycetes, Pichiales, Pichiaceae. The transcript has a single exon.
AUGUCUCUCUCUCCAUACUUCAUAGACGCCCUAGCUGCAGGCCCAGCUUACGACGUGCUCGACAAUGACGCAAACGUCCUCCCCUCUCGUCAGUUUAAGAUUGUCAUUGUGGGCGAUUCCGGCUGUGGUAAAACUUCCCUCUUUUCCUCCUAUGUGAGAGGUUCCUUCCCUUCAGAAUACGAGCCCACCAUCUUUGAAAACCACCGAACUUUCCUUAGAAACACAGAGACCAACGAAAUUAUCUGUGCAGAUUUGUGGGAUACAGCAGGUCAAGAAGAAUAUGAGAGAUUGCGUCGUUUAAGUUACCAAGAUGCUGACGUUAUUAUCUUGGCAUAUUCAUUAGACGCUCCAGAGUCUUUACCCAAUUUACACGAAGUUUGGGCUCCAGAAGUCAUGAGUUAUGCGCCUAAUGCCGCUAUUCUUCUUGUGGCUUUGAAAAAUGAUAUACCAACUAGAAUAGAUACAAAAUUAUCUUAUAAGAUUGCCUUGAAUAUAGGCGCCGUAGCUCAUAUGUCUUGCUCAGCAAAGGAGAUGAUCAAUGUCAAUGAAUUGUUUGAUGCAGUCUUCAAUACCGUCUACAACAAGGCAAGAUAUACUACAAAAUCAAAAUCUGCUUCGAAUAAUAGAAAUAGUUUUACUAAUGCUAAUGCCGCAAUAAAUUCUGAAGGUCAAAAUGGAAAUGGCAUCUAUACAAAGGGGAAAUCAAAGGAUAGGGGUAAUCGUAACAGUAUGGUCUCCUUCAGAUCAAAGAAAACAUCAACUUCAAAUUUAAAAAGGAAAGCUUCCUCCUCUAAAUGUACUAUUUUGUAA